Molecule: messenger RNA, 1583 nt
Organism: Eucalyptus grandis
Lineage: Eukaryota; Viridiplantae; Streptophyta; Magnoliopsida; Myrtales; Myrtaceae
Product: PR5-like receptor kinase
Biological process (GO): protein phosphorylation
Molecular function (GO): ATP binding; protein kinase activity
Source: RefSeq, a predicted model, not a curated record
CCGGUUUCUUCAUAAUUCUCAGAGUGACUUGGGAGAUAGCUCUUCUUCAUAUUCUCAGAGUGACUUGGGAAAUAGCUCGUCCAGUUUAAGCGACCUGCUGCAGCAUGGUUUUGAGGUUCAGCUGAAGGUGGAUAGUGAAGCAUGUGUUGAGUGCACUCAAUCGAACGGAGUUUGUGGUUACAAUACCACUGCCAAUCGGACCACUUGCUCUUGUCCUGACCAGUCCUUUGCUUCCAAAACUUGUGGUUCAUCAACAUCUGCUGAGACCCCAGAGGCAACAACUGCUACGUCUACACAAGGAAAACGAAACGUUGGACUGAAAAUCGGAAUAGGAAUAGCUGCAUCCGGAGCUGGAAUUGGGAUCGCCCUUAUUUUAAUGCUUUCCUGCAUGAAGAAACCAAUGAUAAGAAAAAUUGCAGACUUCAUAAAGCAGUGGAGUGAACAUUUUGAUGAUGAAGUGAAAAUUGAGGGACUCGUCUCUUCGAGAAGAUACACCUACAAAGACAUCAAGAAGAUGACCAACUCUUUUGAAGAAAAGUUAGGUGAGGGAGGCUAUGGCUGCGUGUACAAAGGCAAGCUUUCAGAUGGUCAACUUGUGGCGGUGAAGCUUCUAAAGAAGCUGAAAGGCGAUGCGGAAGAGUUUUUCAAUGAAGUUGCAAGCAUAAGCAGGACUUCUCAUGUCAAUGUGGUCAGCCUCCUAGGGUUUUGUUUUAAAGGAAGCAAAAGAGCUUUGGUUUAUGAGUUCAUGCCCAAUGGAUCACUCGAAAAAUUCAUAUUCAACAGAAAUAAUGGUUUGGAGGUAGAUCAACAAUUGAGUUGGGAUACAUUGUACCGGAUUUCGCUUGGCAUUGCUCACGGGCUAGAGUACUUGCAUAAAGGUUGUAACACGAGGAUCUUGCACUUUGACAUAAAGCCUCACAACAUUCUCCUCGACGGAAACUAUUGCCCUAAGAUUUCCGACUUUGGUCUUGCCAAAAUUUGCCCAAGAGAAGAGAGCAUCGUUUCAAUGCUAGGUGCCCGGGGCAAUGGAUACAUUGCUCCGGAGUUGAUAUUAAGGAACAUUGGAGGGGUUUCUCACAAAUCAGAUGUCUAUAGCUAUGGCAUGAUGGUUUUGGAGACGGUAGGCAAGAGGAGAAAUAUUGAAGUCAUGGUAGAUCGUUCCAGUGAAAUAUACUUCCCUCAUUGGAUCCACCAACGCCUAGAGCUCCAAGAAGAUCUUGGACUGUGUGGGGUCAUGAAUGAGGAGGACAAAGGAAUCGCGAAGAAGAUGAUUGUAAUAGGUUUAUGGUGCAUUCAGAUUGAUCCAAGAGCUCGACCAUCUAUGAGCCAAGUUGUGAAAAUGCUAGAAGGAAGUGUUGAGGUGUUGCAAAUUCCUCCUAGACCAAUCUGGUCAUCUCCCCCAAGAUCGCUCGCAGCUUGUCUAGCUGAAAGUUCGUCCCUGUAGAAUUGUGAUGACUCGAGUUGGGUUUAAUUCGAUAUCAAGUAGACGAGACGGACAAUUUUUUUAUACAGUAUUAAAAGAAGCAAUUGUAAACGGAUUAAUAAUUAUUGUGAUCAAAUGUGUAGGUUGAAUUUCUAUGGUA